AAGAAGCGUCCUUCCUUUCUCAGUACCACAGAGGCAUCUUAACCAACACCCAUAAUGAGCAUGAAACUUGAAAUGAGCAAUAUGAAUCUAAAAGUUGGGGAUCAGCUGAAGAUCAAGGGAGAAAUUUUGCAUGAUGCUCAAAGAUUUCAGAUUGACCUCGGGUAUGAUUCCGAAGACCUGGCUUUGCAUUUCAACCCGCGUUUCCACGAUGAUACAGACGGAGCAGUUAUUGUGUGCAACUCAAAGAUUGCCGGUUGCUGGGGUGACGAGAAGAGGGAAACACACAACCCCCUGCACAGGGGCACGCAUGUAAAGAUUGUGUUGAAGUUAAGUGGUGACAUGUUUGAAGUACAACUUCCUGAUGGCCGUGAAAUCCAGUUUCCCAACCGUGUCGACACAGCUGUCAUCAACUAUGUCAGAAUCACUGGAGACUUUAACAUUACUUGCGUGAAGAUCUCCUAA
This is a messenger RNA of Syngnathoides biaculeatus (alligator pipefish), 462 nucleotides long. RefSeq names its product galectin-2-like. The transcript has 4 exons. Gene Ontology annotation, molecular function: carbohydrate binding. The record is from RefSeq and is a predicted model, not a curated record. The coding region runs from base 55 to 462 and encodes 135 amino acids. Lineage: Eukaryota; Metazoa; Chordata; Actinopteri; Syngnathiformes; Syngnathidae.